AGUUUUGCAAACACUUCCAGGGUCUGGGGAUCUCUCUGUUGCAUGGUAUUGUCAUUAACAAAAAGCAGCCGCAGUGGGAGGUUGUGGAGCUCUUCUUGUCUUUGUGCAUGCAGUGAUGAGAGGGUCCCAACCACAGUGAGAGACCCACAACACUCACUCAUGCUUUCUCUCUUCUCCACUUCAACCUCUGAGUUACACUCACUGCUCUCCUUUGGAUUAUUUCUUCUUUUUAAUGCUGAAGACGCCUGUGGAGGAUUGAAAAGAAAAAGACUCUGCAAGGAGGAUUAACUUUGCAACUUUUUUUCCUUUAUUGAAGUUGGUUUUAUGAGAUUUUCUUCAGCUGGAAUAAUGCCUUUGCAUUGGAGUAGAAGCUACUGGUUUCCAGUUGUGUUUGGUGCUGCGCUGGUUGUUCUUACCGCGGGCAAUGCUGGACCGAACCAGGACAGGAAGCAGCCAAAGUUGUCCUCAUGCUUUGGAGGCUUCGACCUCUACUUUGUUUUGGACAAAUCUGGGAGUGUGCAGCAUCACUGGACAGAAAUCUACAACUUUGUUGAACAUCUAGCUCAUAAAUUCAUAAGUCCACAGUUGCGGAUGUCCUUCAUUGUGUUCUCCACUGAGGGAAGCAUCUUAAUGAGCCUGACAGAAGACAGGGAACGCAUUCGUAAAGGUCUGGAGGAGCUCCACAGGGUUCUCCCAGGAGGAGACACCUUCAUGCAUGAGGGCAUCCUGAGGGCCAGUGAGCAGAUAUACUAUGGAAACACCGAAGGUUAUCGCACCGCCAGUGUUAUCAUCGCUCUGACAGACGGAGAGCUGCACGAGGAUCUUUUCUACUACGCUGAGCGGGAGGCCAACCGUUCCCGAAGCCUGGGUGCCUCGGUUUACUGCGUGGGCGUGAAGGACUUCAACGAGACGCAGCUGGCGAAGAUUGCUGAUAGUAAGGACCAUGUCUUCCCUGUGAACGAUGGAUUUGAGGCCUUGCAGGGAGUCAUCGACUCGAUCCUGAAGAAAUCCUGUAUCGAGAUCCUGGCAGCAGAGCCUUCUAGUAUCUGUGCAGGAGAGUCCUUCCAAGUGGUGGUGAGAGGCAACGGGUUUCUCCACGCCCGCAACGUCGAAAAGGUUCUGUGCAGCUUCCGCAUCAACGACACCGUCACUAAGAUGGUGAAGCCUUUGAUUGUGGAAGAUACCUAUCUCCUCUGCCCUGCACCAGUUCUCCAAGAUGAGGGGAUGGCAGCGAACCUUUAUGUCAGUAUGAACGAAGGUCUCAGUUUCAUCUCCAGUUCGGUCACCAUUACCACUGUGGGCUGUUCUGAUGGGACCAUCCUGGCCGUAGCGCUGCUCAUCCUGAUGCUGCUGCUGGUCUUGGCUCUCCUCUGGUGGUUCUGGCCUCUCUGCUGCACUGUGAUCAUCCAUGAACCCCCGCCACCGGCUGCAGACGAGAGUUCGGAUGAUGAAGACUUUGAAGCCCCUAAGAAGAAAUGGCCGACUGUAGACGCCUCCUACUACGGAGGAAGAGGAGUUGGGGGGAUCAAAAGGAUGGAGGUCCGCUGGGGUGAGAAAGGCUCCACCGAAGAAGGAGCAAAACUGGAAAAGGCCAAAAACGCCAAAGUGAAGAUGCCUGAACAGGAGUAUGUGGAGGCCCCCAUGCGGGUUCUCAACAAUGGCAUGCACAAACCCCUGGGGCCACGCAAGUGGUACUCACCCAUCCAGAGCAAACUGGACGCUUUGUGGGUACUUUUAAGAAAAGGCUACGACCGUGUGUCUGUAAUGAGACCUCAUCCCGGUGACAAGGGCAGAUGCAUGAACUUCACCCGCAUGAAGUCUCCGUCUCCUCCCUACCCAGACUACAACCACCACCCAUCCCCCAUCUACAACCCCCCCACCAGGAGUCCACCUCCGCCGCAGGGCACGCUCCCGCCGAGCCCCCGAAGCCCUCCAUCGUCUCCGACGUUCUCCUCCUCCUCCUCCUCCUCCUCCUCCGCCCUUCCACUGCUGCCUCCAACACCUCCUCCCACAUCCGCCACUCCCUCCCCUCCCCUCACGCCUCCCCCUUAUACGCCACCUCCCACCCGGGCUCUUCCUCUGACCACCCUGCACAUACCCGACCCUCCGGCGCUACCGCCCACCCCUCCGCCCUCCGCCUCCCCGACUGGCUCCCUGCCUCCUCUUCCACAGGGACCUCCUCCGGGGCGAGCCCCGCCACCUGCCCGCCCGCCGCCUCGGCCUGGCCUGUAGAGCUCUGUGAGCACACAGGGACAGGAUUGUAAAAAAUUAUAAUAAUAAAAAAAUAAAAACGCGCCAACAAUCAGCACAUGACCAUCUUUGAUUGUACUUGCGAGUGCCUCGUGCCACACUCAGUGGCAGACUUGUGAAGUGGAGCAGUGAGGACUUUGUCUUCAGCUAUUUGUCUACAGUGACUUUUGUACACAUUUAGCCCCGACACUGCAAUCGCUGAUGCUUGAAUUACACAGACAAUUCCCUAAAAAUGAGGUCAUGCAGGCCAGCUUAAAAAAAAUGAAAAAAUAACAUUCAGCCUCAAAGCGUCCUCAGAGCUGCUUCAGGCCCCGUUGUCCCCUCCAUGCGGACGCGCGAUUGGACGAAUCCUGACCAGGCGAAGAAGCACAAUCGUGUUCAAAAUGAUCAUGACACUAAAAAAAAAAAUGUGCCUGUGUAACAUUCCUAUCUUUUUCUGAUGAGAGAAACAUGUUGCACAUCCCCCCACCCCCACAUACGAUUAA
This is a messenger RNA of Perca flavescens (yellow perch), 2735 nucleotides long. RefSeq names its product ANTXR cell adhesion molecule 1a (gene antxr1a). Gene Ontology annotation, cellular component: plasma membrane; cell surface. The transcript is spliced from 18 exons. NCBI's taxonomy places the organism in Eukaryota, Metazoa, Chordata, Actinopteri, Perciformes, Percidae. Bases 325 to 2232 code for a protein of 635 amino acids. Gene Ontology annotation, molecular function: transmembrane signaling receptor activity. The record is from RefSeq and is a predicted model, not a curated record.